Molecule: messenger RNA, 390 nt
Organism: Plectropomus leopardus (leopard coralgrouper)
Lineage: Eukaryota; Metazoa; Chordata; Actinopteri; Perciformes; Serranidae
Source: RefSeq, a predicted model, not a curated record
UCUUAGUUUGACUGUUAAUUUUAGGGAUGCACUGACUCUCUCUCUUUCGGUCCGUCAGCCCGGUCGAGGGUUGCCAGGUUACCCCUCCUCACCGGUCCCUGGAAACCCGACCCCUCCCAUCACCCCCAGCAGCUCCAUGGCCCCGCCCUACAUGUCGCCCGGCAACAGUGACGUCAAGCCGCCACCCUCCUCCUUCCUGCCCGACAUCAAACCCAACAUGGCCGGACUACCACCGCCUCCCCCCACAGGUAACCCCAGCGACGACCUGCGGCUGACCUUCCCGGUGCGUGACGGCGUCGUCCUCGAGCCCUUCAGGUUAGAGCACAACCUGGCAGUCAGCAACCACGUCUUCCAGCUGAGAGACUCCGUCUACAAGACACUCAUCAUGAG